Vicia villosa (hairy vetch) is the source of this 2167-nucleotide messenger RNA. RefSeq names its product bifunctional riboflavin biosynthesis protein RIBA 1, chloroplastic-like. Gene Ontology annotation, molecular function: 3,4-dihydroxy-2-butanone-4-phosphate synthase activity; GTP cyclohydrolase II activity. NCBI's taxonomy places the organism in Eukaryota, Viridiplantae, Streptophyta, Magnoliopsida, Fabales, Fabaceae. The transcript is spliced from 7 exons. Gene Ontology annotation, biological process: riboflavin biosynthetic process. Gene Ontology annotation, cellular component: chloroplast. The record is from RefSeq and is a predicted model, not a curated record. Bases 126 to 1769 code for a protein of 547 amino acids.
AAAUGUCAUCAUCUUUGACGACUCUUUAUUCCUCUCGUCCCCCACCCAAUCCAACACAGAAUGCAGCACCAACCAAAUUACCUAACCCGAUAAAUCACUUUCGCUGAAACCCUAACCGCCAAACCAUGGCUUCUUCUCUCAAUCUCUCCACACCUUCUCUCUCGCGUCCACGGGCAUGCAAAAAUUUCAAAUUGUUCAAUCAGUUGAGCAGUAUAAAUUCAUCUAAGCUACACAUGCGUGGCUCAGAUUUGGCGUUUGUUCGGCUAAGCUCUAAAUUCUCUUCAUGUCUCAAUGCUGUAAGUAGAAUUAAAGCUGCAUUGACGUCUGGAGGAGGAGACUUAAAAGACGAAGAUAUGGUUGGUGUGGAAUCGGCACAACCUGAUCCAGUAGCACUUGGAAUACUGGGAGUAGACACGGGUUUAACAGGCAGUGGUUUUGCUGAUGAUAACGAUGACUUUGAUUCGGAUAGUCCAACUAAAGGUUUUGCUUCCAUUCCCGAGGCCAUCGAAGACAUUCGUAAUGGAAAGAUGGUAGUGGUUGUAGAUGAUGAGGAUAGAGAAAAUGAAGGGGACCUAAUAAUGGCAGCACAGUUGGCAACACCUGAGGCUAUGGCUUUUAUUGUGAAGCAUGGGACAGGUAUAGUUUGUAUAAGCAUGAAAGAGGAAGAUCUAGAGAGAUUAGAGCUUCCUUUGAUGGUCAGCAGUCAGGAUAAUGAUGAGAAACUCCGCACAGCAUUCACUGUGACUGUGGAUGCCAAACAUGGUACCUCCACAGGGGUGUCAGCUCAAGAUAGGGCAACAACAGUUUUGGCCCUUGCAUCCAGAGAUUCAAAACCAAGUGAUUUCAACCGCCCAGGCCAUAUUUUCCCCCUAAAAUACAGGGAAGGUGGUAUCUUGAAGAGAGCUGGACAUACAGAAGCUUCAGUUGAUCUGGCAGUACUUGCUGGCUUGGAUCCUGUUGCAGUUCUAUGUGAGGUUGUGGAUGAUGAUGGCUCCAUGGCUAGAUUACCUAAGCUUCGCCAAUUUGCUGAGCGUGAAAAUUUGAAAAUUAUAUCUAUUGCUGACUUGAUAAGGUAUAGAAGAAAGAGAGAUAAAUUAGUGGAACGCGCUGGUGCUGCACUAAUACCCACAAUGUGGGGGCCAUUCACAGCUAACUGUUAUAGGUCACUUUUAGACGGGAUGGAGCAUAUUGCGAUGGUAAAGGGUGACAUUGGGGAUGGAUGUGAUGUUCUUGUGAGAGUACAUUCAGAGUGUCUCACAGGAGACAUAUUUGGAUCUGCCAGGUGUGACUGUGGAAAUCAGCUUGCUCUUGCAAUGCAACAGAUUGAGGCUGCUGGUAGAGGCGUGUUAGUAUAUCUUCGUGGACAUGAAGGAAGGGGUAUUGGAUUAGGCCACAAGCUUCGUGCUUAUAACCUACAGGAUGAGGGAAGGGAUACCGUAGAAGCCAACGAGGAGUUGGGAUUGCCUGUUGACUCAAGAGAGUAUGGAAUUGGUGCACAGAUAUUGAGGGACUUGGGUGUUCGUUCUAUGAAGCUGAUGACAAACAAUCCGGCAAAAUAUGUUGGGCUCAAAGGUUAUGGUUUGUCAAUUUCUGGUAGGAUCCCAUUGUUAUCACUUAUAACUAAAGAAAACAGGAAAUACUUGGAAACCAAACGUGUGAAAAUGGGGCACGCGUAUGGCUUGGAAUUUUACAACAAAUUGAAUGGUAGUGACAAUGGAAAUGGUAAUGCUGGUAGUGUUGAUGAUUCCAAUACUGCUCCUGGCACAUAAACCUGCUUUUUUCCUACAAGAUACGCAGAGGAAGGGAAGUGUAAAUUUCUAUACUGGUUCAGAUGGAAAUAAGAGGAUAGAAGUGUCCUGAUUCUACUUGUGAUUUAUAUUUUUCCAUUCAUUUGCAUGAUUUGUCUUCUAUCGGGCUAUAAAGGACAUUUGAAACUUUAUAUUGGGUCAUCUGAUGUGUAAUGUCUAGACAAAUUUGAGGUUAUAAUUUUUCUUGCUUUCUUUGGUAGAAAACUAGAGGUUCUGCUUUGAGUGGGUGGGUAUUUUUGUGGAGGUACCUUGUAUAAGUGAUUAAGGGUUUUUUUAUUAUUUAUUUUUGGUAUAAACUAGAUAUCUUCUGUGAAUUUUUGUUGAAUGGUUAACUUGUAGAUUGUAAUUUAUUUAUUAAA